Durio zibethinus is the source of this 924-nucleotide messenger RNA. RefSeq lists its product as uncharacterized. Lineage: Eukaryota; Viridiplantae; Streptophyta; Magnoliopsida; Malvales; Malvaceae. The record is from RefSeq and is a predicted model, not a curated record.
UUUAUUGGGAUAUAUUAUUUCUGCAUCUCUGUGUCCAUUUCAUACCCAAGACCUUUUUCGUCAGUGCGGUCGCCCUACCUAGAGUGAAGACUCCCAAAGAUGGCUCCCCCAACAGCUAUAUUGUCUCUGCCCCGAGCUGUCCCAAACUCGCCAAACCUUCCCCUCUUCUGGCUCCCGCCUUAUUCUCAUCCGUUGCUGCUCUAAGGUCUAAGGAUUUAAUUUUAGACCGAUGCAAAGGUAUCCACCUGGGAUUUAAGCCCCCAGUUGUUGCAUGCAACUCAAGUUUGCGGUCUAGUCUUAUGUUGUCAAGCAACAUUGGUGCACACGGUUUCUUUUCUUCUACAAGCACACAGUAUAACCACCUUACUGCCUUAUCAUCACAAUUUAAAGGUGAAGAUGCAGAUGACUUGUUGUAUAAAAAUCAUGCAUUACCGAGACUGCAGAGAUGCCAUUUUUCACCACGAGCAAAUAAGGAUGAUAUAUUCAAAAAUAGCUAUGCUGUGAGAACUGAGAAGCCAGAAUGGUGGUGGAGGACUUUGGCAUGUGUUCCAUAUUUAAUAGCUUUGCAGAUUUCUGAUGCAGGAUAUUUUAUCCAGCCCUACCUAGAACAAUUAUGAGAUUUUCGAAAACUUGGUUUAUUUUGUCCCAGGAGCCAUAAAGAGGUUACCUCCAUGGUUCUCAAUGAUAUAUUGUUACUUUGUAUAUAUUGGAAUUAUCAAGAACAAAGAUUGGCCUCACUUCAUUAGGUUCCAUCUAAUGAUGGGCAUGUUAUUGGAAACUGCUUUGCAGCUAAUAUGGUAUACGAGCAAUUUUUUCCCACUCAUACACUAGAAUGGCAGGUUUGGGAUGCACUUUUGGGCUGGCAUUGGAUUCUGCUACAUCUUCCUCUUGUUGGAAUGUGUUAGGUCUGCUCUUGGUGGCAAG